AUGAGUAUUUCGGCACCAUUCCAGCUGUUGGAAAUUAAUAUGAUUUCGGCUCAGGAUUUGGAGCCUGUUUGUCGACGUAAAAUGAAAACCUACGCUGUAGCUUGGGUCCAUUCGAGACGAAAACUUUCUACUCGAAUUGACACCCAAGGCCAUACCGAUCCGACUUGGAAUGACAAGUUUGUUUUCCGCGUCGACGACGAGUUUCUUCACCGUGACACGUCUUAUGUCACGAUUGAAAUGUACGCCGUGCAUUGGUUCCGUGACGUACAUGUCGGGACCAUUCGAGUCAUUGUCGGAAACCUUAUUCCGACAAUUUCUCAACGGCGCCACCAUCGAGAAGAAGUUGAACUAGGGAUGCGGUUCGUCGCGCUUCAAGUUUGGCGACCAUCAGGUCGACCCCAAGGGAUUUUAAACAUUGGGGUGGCGUUGCUCGAUAGUACAAUGAGCAGCAUGCCAUUAUAUAUGCAAACGGGAUCGUCGGCUGUCGGGUACCGACAUUUAAUGGGUGAAGAAGAUCCGUUUCAGAACUCCAUUAUUAACCCUGUUUCAAGCACUUGCAAAAGCAGUAACUUUCAGCAUUUACUUAAUGGUUUGAUCAAUCCCGAACUCCGACGAACCAAGAGUGAUUCGAGUUCCAUUUUAGAAUCAGAGUUGAAGCCCAAAGGGUCCUCCAUUGUCAAUGGUGGAUCAAUGGUUAACGCCUGGGAAACUGGAAAAGCCAACACUAAGAUUACUACAAAAGAGAGUUCAAUGUUAAAUUACACGUCUGGUAAAAUUCCCAAGAAGGGAAAUUCCAGUUCGAUUGUUUCCGGCGCUGAAAAAAGCAACCCCAAGAUCAGAUCAAGAGGGCGUUCAAUUGUAAAUAACGUGUUCGAUAAAAAUACUAAGAGAGGAAAAUCAUCCGGUAAGUCGCCAACCGGGACGAGAUCCCCCUGGUUGGAUAACGGGGCUCCAAAAAAACUUGGUAGGUCAACAAUAUGGACGGAUUCCGAACUGGGUCCUUCUCCGUCGGAAGUGGCGGCGGCGGUGGCUAGGAACCUGCAACAUAACAAAAUGGAAGAGACGGAGAGUUCAAUGGCGGAGGGGUGGAGUUUAGACGAAAGCAUCGAAGGGCUUCAGUCGAAACUGGAAAGGUGGAGAACCGAACUGCCGCCAUUGUAUGACAGGGGUGAGCUUUCGAGUUACAUGUCCAGCAGGAUUCCAACAACAUCGGCGUCGAAAAGCACGAGGAGUGGUCGAAGAAAUCGCCGCAAGAAUCGGUCGUUUACUUGUUUCGGGAAUAUUUUUGGAUGUGGCAUUACGGUUACUUGUGCGCCUGGGGCAUCUGGAUCUAGAAAAAAGAGAAUUUAG
Messenger RNA from Hibiscus syriacus, 1350 nucleotides. RefSeq lists its product as uncharacterized. The transcript has a single exon. NCBI's taxonomy places the organism in Eukaryota, Viridiplantae, Streptophyta, Magnoliopsida, Malvales, Malvaceae. The record is from RefSeq and is a predicted model, not a curated record. Gene Ontology annotation, biological process: defense response. The coding region runs from base 1 to 1350 and encodes 449 amino acids.